CUCCACUUGCAUUCAGAGAAAACACGCAUUACAUUCUGCCAGUGGCAACAGGAAAAUGGCCCACAGCAAAUGUUGGAACAUGUUGAGUUUGUUAGGAUCCAACCAGGAUGCUUUUGGUUUAUGAUUCCUCUCAGGAGCAGCUUUAGGCCACACUAAGGUGUUCUCACAAUCAAGAUGGCCACCUUUGAUAACGACACCGACUUCUUCAAUGCCAGUGCCUUCUACUGUAAAUUUGAUGAAGAUUUCAAAUACAUCCUCCUUCCUGUCAGCUAUGCCCUUGUGUUUGUGGUCGGUCUGGGGCUGAAUGCCACAGCGCUGUAUGUGAUUGUGUUCCGCACUAAGCGCUGGAAACCCUCCACGAUCUACAUGUUCAACCUGACGAUGUGUGACACUCUCUACAUCCUCACCCUGCCCUUCCUCAUCUAUUACUACGCAGAUGAGAACGACUGGCCCUUCACUGAACCGCUCUGCAAGCUCAUACGCUUCCUGUUUUACGCCAACUUAUAUGGUUCCAUUCUCUUCCUGUGCUGUAUCAGUUUGCAUCGCUUUGUUGGCAUCUGCUAUCCAGUGCGCUCCCUGUACUGGGUCAGCGCUCGUCGGGCCAGGCUGGUAUCUGUGGCAGUGUGGGCCUGUGUUUUAUUAUGCCAGGCACCCGUCCUCUACUUCUCAAGAAUUAGGGAUGCAGCCUCGGGGCGGGUCUGCUACGACACCACGAGCCCGGAGCUUUUUGACGACUUCUUGGUCUACAGCUCAGUAGUGUCAGUUCUUAUGUUUGCCGUGCCCUUCAUGGUCGUGAUGGUGUGCUACGGGCUCAUGGUGCGGAAACUUCUGGAGCCUGGCUGGGGCUCAGAAGGGGGGGAGAGAGGGGGCCUGGCCGCCAAUCGUACUAAGCAGAAGUCGGUGAAGAUGAUCAUCAUUGUGCUGGCAACGUUCAUGCUCUGCUUCCUCCCUUUCCACCUCACCAGGAGUCUUUACUACUCGUUCAGAUACCUUAGGCAGGUCAAUCCAGCACAGAUCAGCUGUUCAUUGCUGGAAGCCUCCAGUGUGGCCUACAAGGUCACCCGACCUUUUGCCAGCGCCAACAGCUGUAUAGACCCCAUACUUUACUUCCUGGCUGGGCAGGACAUCCGCAGUCACCUCACCAAGAAGAAAAAGCCAUCUACAUUGAAAUCAGCAGAUGUGAAUGAGACAACAAAACUCUGAUCUGAUAGCUCAGUCUGCAUUGGUAAUGAUGCAAAAGGGCUGUGGGGACACUGUUUGUGCUCGUUGCCAGACAACCUAUGCUUUCUUCAAGAGUACAAUUUUCAAUCCUCAAUAUCCACCAGCUGUCUGUGCAGCAAACACAUGAGUUCUGAGGGUUGGAACACAUGAAGAAGCAAGAGUGAAAUUAAAACCAAGGAAACACUAUACAACCCUAACUGGACUGUCAAAAAAGUACAGUUGAGCAACACAGCAUUCAGAGUUCUAUCCUUAACCAGCCAAGGUGUAUGUAUGUUCACAUUAGACUAGAUGUUAGAAAAAAACAAAAAAAUCAGAUAUACACAGUUAUGGUGGCUUAAGGUUAUAGAUAAAAAUCUAAAUCAUGUAGCAUAUUCCUGAACGGAGGCACUAGAGGCCUUCAAAGGAUUUCUUGAUAUCAUGUUGUUUGUUAUUUUUGAAUGUAAAGCGAGAAACUAAAUUAUAUGACACUCCCCAGCUGUGAUUUGUCAAGUGCUUGUUAUCACCUGUAGUGUUUCCUACAGGUGAUAACAAGCACUGGUAUACAUACAUAUAUAUACACAGUACAUUUAGGUCUUUAUUUUAGUCCAGAUUUCUGUUCUGAAAUGCAAGUAAAGACCUAUUCAAUCGUAAAGCUUUGUUUGCAUAUUUAAUCAAAUAAUACAAAAACAAUGCAAGUAACUGAAUAGGGACGUUUCAUGUUUUGUUUUGUUGUUUUUUUUCCCCCUCUUCUCUUGUAGUGUUAGUUUACUGGAUGACUAGUGUAACUGGUGUUUGGACAUCAGACGGAGAUGGCUCAGAUGUUCAGCCUCUUUACUGGCUUUUAAAGGAUAAGUUCAAAUGAAAAUUUAAAUUCAGCCAUCAUCUUCUCAACCCCAUGCCAAUGGAAAGUUUUUUGUGAAGUUGCACAGUGCUCAAAACAUUUCUGGAGCUUAACAGCAAAGCAUUUUAAUUUUUGGGUGAACUUAUCCUUUCAAGUUUUAAUAUUUUGAAUCUGCUGGAGAAGUUUGUGUGUGUGUGUGUGUGUGUGUGUCACUUUGUGUCAUAAAAAUGUGAAGGAACUAAAAAAAAAAAACAAGAUAUGAUAAACUUCUAUAAUAUAUAAUAUAUGUGGUACAUUGUGGUGAUACUUGUCAUUAUUUGUCUCCUGGACCAUAAUGCUUUUUGUUUAACCUAGAUGAUAUCAUUUGUGUCAAGUGAGAUAUAAUUAUUGCAUUAC
Acanthopagrus latus (yellowfin seabream) is the source of this 2437-nucleotide messenger RNA. RefSeq names its product P2Y purinoceptor 2-like. Gene Ontology annotation, biological process: G protein-coupled receptor signaling pathway. Gene Ontology annotation, cellular component: plasma membrane. The record is from RefSeq and is a predicted model, not a curated record. Gene Ontology annotation, molecular function: A1 adenosine receptor binding; G protein-coupled UTP receptor activity. Lineage: Eukaryota; Metazoa; Chordata; Actinopteri; Spariformes; Sparidae. The coding region runs from base 175 to 1203 and encodes 342 amino acids. The transcript has 5 exons.